CGGCUGGUGUCAGAGCCCGGCGAGCGCUGGCAGUUCCGCGGCGGGGAUGCUGAAGAGCGGCUGGUCCGCGAGCAGCGCCGGCCACUGCGGACUUCCGACGCACUCCGGGCCGUGAAAAGCCCCCUACGCCGCGGCUAACCCCAGGCCUCCGAGGCCAUACACUGUUCCAGAAGCCAGACUAGGAGAAGAGUCCAGCACAGCAGCGGCGGAUCCCUCGGAUCUGGAACCCCGAGAGACACCCCGGAAUUCUCGGUCGGCCCUCCCCCCCCCCCCCCAGCGGCCCUCAGCCCCGGGCUUCUACGUGCACCGGUCCCAGGACCACCACCACCCUUUCCCGGGCACAAGCCCCCGCUGGAUCCUGGCGCACACCAUGAUCGUGGCGGACUCCGAGUGCCGCGCCGAGCUCAAGGGCUACCUGCCGUUCGCCCGGAGCGGUGUCGGCGGAGCGGGGACCGGAGAGGAAUCCAGGGAAGGCCGGGCUCGGCGAGGCCCUCGAGGGCCCAGCGCCUUCAUUCCUGUGCAGGAGGUCCUGCGGGAAGGGACUGAAAGCCUGGAGCAGCACCUGGGGCUGGAAGCCCUGAUGUCCUCAGGGCGUGUGGACAACCUGGCAGUGGUGAUGGGCCUGCACCCCGACUACCUGAGCAGCUUCUGGCGCCUACACUACCUGUUGCUGCAUACUGAUGGGCCCCUGGCCAGCUCUUGGCGUCACUACAUUGCCAUCAUGGCUGCCGCCCGACAUCAGUGCUCUUACCUGGUGGGCUCCCACAUGGCCGAGUUCCUUCAGACUGGCGGUGACCCGGAGUGGCUACUAGGCCUCCACCGGGCCCCUGAGAAGCUGCGGAAACUCAGUGAGAUCAACAAGUUACUGGCCCAUCGGCCGUGGCUCAUCACCAAGGAGCAUAUCCAGGCCUUGCUGAAGACGGGUGAGCACAGCUGGUCCCUGGCCGAACUUAUCCAAGCCCUGGUCCUGCUCACCCAUUGCCACUCACUGGCCUCCUUCGUGUUUGGCUGUGGUAUCCUUCCUGAGGGGGACCCAGAGGGCAGCCCUGCCCCACAAGCACCAUCGCCCCCCAGUGAGCAAGGCAGCCCCCCCAGUGGGGACCACAACUCUGGGGGCUUUGAGGCUGCCCGAGAUGUAGAGGCUCUGAUGGAACGCAUGAGGCAGCUGCAGGAGAGCCUGCUUCGGGAUGAGGGGGCCUCGCAGGAAGAGAUGGAGAAUCGCUUUGAGCUGGAGAAGUCUGAGAGCCUGCUGGUGACGCCCUCAGCUGACAUCCUGGAGCCCUCUCCACACCCAGACAUGCUGUGCUUUGUGGAAGACCCCACUUUUGGAUAUGAAGAUUUUACCCGCCGAGGGACUCAGGCACCCCCCACCUUCCGUGCCCAGGAUUAUACCUGGGAAGACCAUGGCUACUCGCUUAUCCAGCGGCUCUACCCCGAGGGGGGGCAGCUGCUGGAUGAGAAGUUCCAGGCUGCCUAUAACCUCACCUACCACACCAUGGCCAUGCACAGCGGCGUGGACACAUCCAUGCUCCGCAGGGCCAUCUGGAACUACAUCCACUGCGUCUUCGGGAUCAGAUAUGAUGACUAUGAUUACGGGGAAGUGAACCAGCUCCUGGAGCGAGACCUCAAAGUCUAUAUCAAGACAGUGGCCUGCUACCCAGAGAAGACCACCCAGAGGAUGUACAAUCUCUUCUGGAGGCACUUUCGACACUCAGAGAAGGUCCAUGUGAACUUGCUGCUCCUGGAGGCCCGGAUGCAAGCUGCCUUGCUCUAUGCCCUCCGCGCCAUCACUCGCUACAUGACCUGACUUCUUCCUACACAGGAUUGGCACCCAGAGCAGCUGGCCCUGGGGGGCACCAUCUUCCCUGCAAGGACUUCUCUGCCUGGAGACAGACCCAGGACCCUUUCUGUCCCAUGCCCACCUGCCCUGCGUGGGGGUGGGCUGUCUGACGUGCAGCUCCAAGCCACACCCUUGUUUUUCCCACUGGAAAGGACAGACCAUUGCACUGACUCUCAGAUCUCCGCUCUGGGAGCUUGAAGACUAGAAGAUCCCCAGGGGCUGUGUCCUUCCUUCUUCCCCAGAGGGUGUAGGAAAGGAAAUGGGCCGAGUUUAGACUUUCAUGCCAGCAGGCUGAGCCCCAGCCACCACAAGUGCUGUGGCCUUCCUGGACUGGCCAGCCCCUGGCUGGUCCCUGGGGGAGAGGGCCAAAGACCCCCCCAGAGACUUAACACUCCAGUUUUGCCUUCCUCCCCACCCAUUCUCAGAUUAUAUUACCUCUACCUGCCAUUCACCCAUCAAUGUGAAAGUCAGGGUCACAGCUGGCCUGUGUGCCCAGUUCCCCAAAAGCCUGUUCUGUUGGGCAGCUCUAAAGCCCCCUUCCCAUUCCCCAUCCCACCCCCUCUAAGUUCCUUGGUUGCCUGAAUCCUAUCUCAAUUCUUCUUGUUUUUUUUACUUUGUCCUUUUUUGCCUCCUUCUUCUAUGCCUGGUAGUGUGAGGCCCAGGAGAGGAGCCCAGGACACCCAGAGAGCAGACUCUCCAGAGAGACAAAGCCUCUGGUAUAGGCCUUCUGGGGAGGGGAGUGUUCCUGGAUAAAUUCUGUCUUCGGAUUCAUUAAGGGCCUCAUCCUUGGAGCCCCACUUGAUGCCUGGAAGGACAAGAGAGAGAUUCUAUCCCUAGGGGUGUUGCUGAAAAUGCUUGCCAAAAGGUGUGGAGUCCUUUUUAGGCAGCAGGGCCCACCCAGUAAUAGGUGGAUAUCAAGCUAAAGAUUCAGCCUGCCUUUCUUUCUUUCUUUCUUUCUUUCUUUCUUUCUUUCUUUCUUUCUUUCUUUCUUUCUUUCUUUCUUUCUUUCUUUCUUUCUUUCUUUCCCU
Perognathus longimembris pacificus (Pacific pocket mouse) is the source of this 2868-nucleotide messenger RNA. It is a transcript of the gene Sesn2, whose product is annotated as sestrin 2. Bases 371 to 1807 code for a protein of 478 amino acids. Gene Ontology annotation, molecular function: L-leucine binding; oxidoreductase activity, acting on peroxide as acceptor. Gene Ontology annotation, cellular component: nucleus. NCBI's taxonomy places the organism in Eukaryota, Metazoa, Chordata, Mammalia, Rodentia, Heteromyidae. Gene Ontology annotation, biological process: negative regulation of TORC1 signaling; positive regulation of macroautophagy; cellular response to L-leucine. The transcript has 10 exons. The record is from RefSeq and is a predicted model, not a curated record.